UGACCAAAUUCAAAUGCUGUACAACGCUGAAUUUUCAGACUUUGAUGCUCUUGAACUAUCCAUGUCAUGUGAGGAUUCAGCGGUAGUUGCUAAGACCGAGGCGGGGACGCGCUUGGUACAUGGACACUACGUUGUUCCUCUCCCUUGGCGAGACGGUAGCGAAGUUCUAUCUAGUAACAGGGUCAUGGCCGAAAAAAGACUAGCGUACCUUAAACGUCGUCUACUGCGAGAUGGCGGACUUUUCUCCAAAUACACACAGUCAAUAAACUCGAUGCUGGAUAAGGGUUAUGCGGUUAGAGCUCCGGCGAAGACCGGACCUCGGUGCUGGUACCUACCUCAUCACGCGAUAGUUAACCCCAAGAAACCGGAGAAACUUAGAGUGGUUUUGGAUUGUGCGGCGAAAUUUCGAGGUCGGUCCCUAAAUGACCAACUCUGCCAGGGCCCCGACGUCACUGCGAACCUGACCAAAGUACUUACUCGGUUUCGGAAGAAUUUAGUGGCGUUAGCAGCAGACGUGGAAGAAAUGUACAUGCAGGUAAAGGUGCCGGAGGACGACCAAGGAGCACUGCGGUUUCUGUGGUGGCCAAAAGGCGACCUGUCUAGUGAACCUGUCGACUACCAGAUGACCGCCCACCCAUUCGGGGCGACGUCCUCGCCGUUUUGUGCCACUUAUGCCCUUCGCAAGACGGUGAGUGAUUUCGGUCAUUUAUACAACGCUACGGUAACGAAUGCAGUCACCAAUGGUUUCUACGUAGAUGACUGCCUGGUAUCAUUGAGUUCAGUAGAGGAAGCAGCGCAGUUUGCCCACGACAUAUGUGAACUGCUAGCCAAAGGGGGAUUCAGGCUGCGGAAAUGGAUCUCGAAUAAGACGAAGGCCCUAGAUUUGAUAUCCCCUACCGAGUGGGCACGAGCGCCUAAAGAACUCGUUGUUGGCUCACACUGCAAUGAUCGUACGCUUGGGCUCGAAUGGAACGCUGAGACAGAUCAGUUUUGGUUCCGAUUCAGCGUUCGCAACUGCCUGGCAACCCGACGGAGCAUCCUGUCAACUAUAUCAUCGAUGUUCGAUCCCCUCGGAUUAGUGUGUCCUUUGCUUCUACCAGCCAAGGUGCUUCUACAGAAAUUGUGUAGAAGAGGACUGGGUUGGGAUGACCCUCUCCAGCCGUCAGACGAGCAAGAGUGGAAGCAAUGGAUUAAUCACACUUUGUCUAUUGGCCAACUAUCGGUUCCUCGUUGUGUGCUGCGGAGCAUAGAGACCUCUGAGCAACGCGCACAGCUGCACAUUUUCAGCGAUGCCUCUGAAAUUGGGUAUGGUGUGGUCGCAUAUUUACGGCACACCUCUGCGUUGGGUCAGCCUUAUUGCUCUCUCUUGCUUGCAAAAUCCAGAGUUGCUCCAUUGAAGGCAACAUCUAUACCCCGGUUAGAACUUGGAGCGGCAGUGUUGGCAGCGAAAGUUAAUCAGAUACUCGCAGAUAGUCUGAGUAUGAGUCCACGAGAUACACGGUAUUGGACCGACUCGCAAAUCGUGCUGCACUACAUCUAUAAUAAGUCGACAAGAUUCAGUACAUUUGUCGCUAACCGAAUUGCCGCCAUACAACAGCUGUCGGAACCGACGCAAUGGAACCACGUUCGGUCGAAGGAUAACGCAGCAGACUUGACCUCGAGGGGAACCCUGAAGUUAAGCGAAUGGAGAGCGUGGGUAGGAGGACCGGAUUUUCUCCUACAAACCGACUGCUCCUGGGUACACGGGUAUACCCCAACGGAAAGCAUGGCAAAUGUGGAAUUAAAAAAGCCAAGUAGUUCCAUAAAUGCUACAUCAACAAACCCCGCGAACCCACUGCUGACGUAUUUUUCGAGUUGGGCCAAAUUACUGAAGGCAGUAGCUUGGUUGGUUCGUUUCAAAUGCUGGUUACUAUCCCGUCACAAUGCGCAUCGGGUAUAUGCUAGAGGUCCGCUGUUAGUUUCCGAGAUAGAAGAUGCCAGGAAAGACAUCCUGCGCAUGGUGCAACGCGAGACGUUCAGCAACGAACUGACAAACCUUAAAGCGUGCAGCAAUCAAUCGACCCACCUUAGUCACGCAUGGAAAAAACGAAACCCAAUCCGUCGCCUGUACCCAACUCUGAUCGAGGGAAUUAUCUGCGUCGGAGGGCGGUUGAACUACACAGACUACGAGGAGAGUUUGAAGCACCCUGCUAUCCUUCCCAGUAGGCACCCAGUUGUCGAGGCGCUGGUGCGUCAUUUCCACGUCUCAGAAGGCCACGGUGGAGUGCAUCACGUGCUAAGUGCGAUCCGCACCAAGUACUGGAUACUGCAUGGGGCUAAAACAGUGAAGCGAGUGGUCGGAAGCUGCAUCCGCUGCUGGAAGCGCACAGCCACUCCGUGCCAGCAACAGAUGGCACCAUUACCCUGUGCCAGGGCGGAAAUUGGUUGGUUUCCUUUCAAGAAUGUGGGUGUGGAUUACUUUGGCCCUAUUGUUGUAAAGCGAGGAAGGACUGUGGAAAAGCGCUUUGGGUGCAUAUUCAAUUGCCUGCAAACCAGGGCAGUGCACUUGGAAGCAGCCCACGACCUCUCGACUGAUGCAUUCAUUACGGCAUUCAUCCGUUUCGUCGGCAGACGGGGCUGCCCAUCAGAAGUAUAUAGUGACAACGGAACGAAUUUCGUCGGGGCGGUUAGGGAAUUACGUGAUGGUGUUAAAAAAUGGGAUCAAAAACGGAUUGACGGAGAGCUAUGCCUUCGUGGUGUGCAAUGGCAUUUCAAUCCACCAUUUGCAAGUCACAGGGGCGGGGUGUGGGAAAGAAUUAUCCGCUCUGUAAGGAAAAUAUUGCACGGCGUAUGCAACGAGCAACGCCUUACUGAUGACUCCCUAGCCACUGUAUUCGUCGAGGUAGAACGGAUUCUAAACAAUCGCCCGCUAGUUCCACCCACCUCCGAUAGCCAAGAUGCUCCUCCAUUAACCCCGAACAGCCUACUUCUCAUACGAUGCGAAACCUUGCAGCUACCAGACAUCGACAUCAGAGACAGGUAUACUAAGCGCUGGAAGCAAGUAGCCCACGUAGCCACGGGAUUCUGGAAGAGAUGGUUAAAAGAAUACAUAACAACAUUACAAUCUCGACAGAAGUGGCAGCUUCCGACCAAGUCUGUAGAAAAAGACGAAUUAGUGUUGGUGGCUUCCGAGAAACUACCAAGGGGUUGUUGGCCGCUGGGUCGAGUCGUGAGUUGUGAAGCCAGCAAUGACGGUUUAGUAAGGACGGUGUACAUUAGAACGAACUCAGGUAUAGUAAAAAGAGAUGUCAGGAAGGUGUGCCGCCUGGAGGGCGAUGAAUAGCAGCGCUUAAGUCUGGCUUGGAGUGCAGGGUGGUAGUCAUGGAAAACGGCUUUCACCCAAGCGCUUCGAUGCCCACAGACGCCCACGAACGGCGCUUGGUGGGAGUCAUGGAAAACGGCUCCUGCCAAGACGCUCUUGUGUGGUUGUGUUGCUUUCCCUUCUGCUUUUCUAAGGAGCGCUACUGUAGGCAGUUGUAGGACCGAGAGCCAGAGUAGAGUCGGGGACGUACGAGACGUCAAUCGCAGAAGAAUUUCGGAGGCAGUGUAACGCACUUAUUUACCCAUGAAAUUCUUCUACUCUUCGCUUCGUGGUCUAGUCUGCACAGCUUGGCCGGUCGUUGAUGGAUAUCGACCAGCGUUCACGUGUGCCUCCUUACAUUCCCAUUGUUAGCGUUGUAUGUGUGUCUGUGUGUGCAUGCUAAUCACCGGCACUGGUUCCGUGCGUGUGCGUCUACCGACGACCUUGGAUCUCCAAUACUACUCUUCGCCGAACAGGACACGUUCAGCCCGGACAUGUCUCGCACCCCUCCCCCAUUCACUGGUCGCUUGUCCAAACACCAUGUUAUGCAUGCCAUUAAUGCUCUCACCCUGUGAUUGGACUAUUCCUUGAUUGGUCAAAACCAUUAGUCUUAAUGCUCGUACCACUCAGGUGCGGUGAUUUGUACCCUUGAUUUGUCCGGCGUAGACAACGCCUCCCUCCUAUUGUUUACUGACCGUGUUGUCGACUUGCAUAUACCGGGAUACUGAACAAUUGAAGUAUGUCACAAUUAACAACUGUAUAUAUUUUAAUAGUACCGUAGUAAUUGU
Messenger RNA from Dicrocoelium dendriticum, 4128 nucleotides. Lineage: Eukaryota; Metazoa; Platyhelminthes; Trematoda; Plagiorchiida; Dicrocoeliidae. The record is from the annotation of a GenBank genome assembly.